This is a messenger RNA of Medicago truncatula (barrel medic), 1475 nucleotides long. RefSeq names its product F-box protein At5g50450. Lineage: Eukaryota; Viridiplantae; Streptophyta; Magnoliopsida; Fabales; Fabaceae. Bases 229 to 1284 code for a protein of 351 amino acids. The record is from RefSeq and is a predicted model, not a curated record. The transcript is spliced from 3 exons. Gene Ontology annotation, molecular function: protein binding.
CACUUCUCACCUCACCUUUCGCCUCCGUUUCAUCUUUUGACAGUUUCAUUCAUUUGUCACAUAUAUAUAUACAGACUCCUCUCCUCUCUAACCAUAUUACUCAUAUUAUUUGCAGAGAGAGCAUCUCUAUCUAUCUAUCCUAUCCCAUAACAAGAACACAUCAAAGAUACAAAGAAUCUCUCUCUCUCUCUCUCUCUCUCUUCUCUCUCAAAUGCGAACAACACCAUCAUGAGAAGACCAAUGAAACACCCACACAAGAAGAAUCACAAUCAAGACUUCUUUGAAGAUUUUCCCGAUGAUAUCGUCGUCUUUAUCCUCACCAAGCUCAGCUCUACUGCCUCUUCUCCUUCCCAUUUCUUUAACACCCUUUUAACAUGCAAGAGACUGAACCGUUUGGGUUUUCAUCCUAUGGUUUUAUCGAAAGCUGGGCCAAAAGUACUCGCCGUUAAGCCCAAAAACUGGUCUGAGAACUCUCACCAUUUUCUUAAACGCUGUGUUAACGUCGGUAACGUCGAUGCUUGUUAUACUCUUGGAAUGAUCCGAUUUUACUGUCUACGAAAUCGAAGAAGUGGAGUAUCUCUAAUAGCCAAGGCGGCGAUGAAGUUACACGCGCCGGCGCUAUACUCACUCGCGGUAAUUCAGUUCAACGGAAGCGGAGGCACUAAACAAGACAAAGAUCUACGUGCUGGAGUAGCACUUUCUGCACGCGCGUCACUUCUCGGCCAUAUCGACGCGCUUCGUGAGUUAGGCCAUUGUCUUCAAGACGGUUACGGCGUCAAACAGAAUGUCACGGAGGGACGACGGUUGUUGGUGCAAGCUAACGUGAGAGAGAUUUUACUAGUCUAUCGCUUUCUUGAGUUAGCGUCACCUUCACGCGCUGGUUCUUGUGAAGGGAUACUGAGUCGCCUGAGUAACAUGGCGGUGCCGUUGAUAAAAGAGAAUAGGUACAACGUGAAGGUGCCGGAGGUGCAUCCGGUGAACUGGUUUUUGAGAGAGUGGUUUGAAUCUGGUUUAGGGAUUCUGGAAGAUGGGUUGAGGCUGUGUGCGCAUAUCGGUUGUGGACGGGCGGAGACGCGGCCGCAUGAGUUCCGGCGGUGUUCGGUUUGUGGGAAGGUUAACUAUUGUUCUAGGGCAUGUCAGGCACUGGAUUGGAAAUUGCGGCAUAAGAUGGAGUGUUCGCCGAUGGAAUGGUGGUUGGAUGAGAAUGGUGGUGGUGGUGAUGGUUUUGUAGUUGGCGGCGGCGGGGAUAUGAACAUGGGAGAUGAUGCGGUGGCAGCUGAUUAGUUAAGGUCAAAAAAACAAAAAAAGUUAGUUAGAAAAAAUGGAAAUUAGUGGUGUGAUUUCUGUAUGUGUAUAGCUGGUACAAAUUUUUGUCUUGUUUUCCAGUCUGAAAAAUUACUUGAAAGUUUAUUAUUACUUGUUAGAUGCAAGUAAAAUAUCAGGAAAUGUUAUUCAAAAACUUGUUGGUUAGCUAG